AUGUAUAAUAAGCUGACCACAUCCACAUCCACCCCAUCACCGCCAGUCAAGCGCCUGCCUUUGCCCCAUCCACACCAUCGGGCCCUCAACACCUUCUCACUCCUGCGCCCAGCGCCGCCACCGACCGAGCCGACCCUUCCACUCCGGGCACGGCUUAUCACCAUCCGCGAACUGAGUCCGCAUACUCCGGCACUUAUCACAUGUUGUGGGACGUGGGUGCCGAGAUGGAAGUAUGCGGAUGUGGGGAAAGCGAGGUUGUCGUACGCCCUCGCGUGCGGCAGGCGGAUUGCGCUUUAG
Messenger RNA from Parastagonospora nodorum SN15, 297 nucleotides. RefSeq lists its product as hypothetical. Lineage: Eukaryota; Fungi; Ascomycota; Dothideomycetes; Pleosporales; Phaeosphaeriaceae. The record is from RefSeq and is a predicted model, not a curated record. Bases 1 to 297 code for a protein of 98 amino acids. The transcript has 2 exons.